Molecule: messenger RNA, 1086 nt
Organism: Trypanosoma theileri
Lineage: Eukaryota; Euglenozoa; Kinetoplastea; Trypanosomatida; Trypanosomatidae
Exons: 1
Coding region: 1-1086 (361 amino acids)
Source: RefSeq, a predicted model, not a curated record
AUGAUGCGCUACGUGCUGUAUAUCCUCGCUCUCCUGCUCUCAUGUGCGUGUGUGCACGUCCUCGCUGAAGAAGUGCCUGCCGCCGAUCUUUCCGACCAAGUCCCUGAUACGGAGAGUGAGACAAAGAUUCUUCUUCAAGGUACUCCUAAUUGCAGUGGUGAUCCACCUGAAGUUCCUGAGGAAUGUAAGAAAGUUGACAAAGUUCUUCCUGUUGGUCAGUGCACUAAAGGUGAUACUCGUGGUAAAACUGUUUCUUCUGGUGAAUGUAAUACUUCUGGUGCUAAACCUGGACCUGAUGAUGGUGGUUCUGAGUGCAUUCCUGGUACUCCUGGUAAUUGUACUCUUCCUGAUGCGGAGCAUGGAAUUAAUCGUUCUAAUUGCCCUGGUGCUUCUGGAUGUGAGGAAGUUAGCCCAAAUCAUCAGCGAAUACCCGCACAUGGUGGUGAUGGUUCUUCGGAGUGCAAUUCAGGUGUUUCUGGUACCCCUGAACGUCCUUGUAUUAUUCCUACUCAUCAACAACAACAACCACCACCACAAGGAGAUCUACUUCAUAAACAACCGAAUGUAGUCCAAACACAAGGUCAGGAUAUACCCGAGGAUGCAUCAGAGCAUACCGAUGAACAGUCAGAGUUGCAAAAAGGUAGAACCUCUUUACAACCAAACUCUUCUCGUUCUUCUACAUCCUCCCCAGCUGAUAAUCGUGUGAACAAAGAUAAUGGCAGUGUACCAUCAGGAAGUGAAGGUCCAGAAAAUACGUCAACCACAGAAGGACAGGCAACGACAUCAUCUGGAGACAGUGGUUCCAACAACACUAACCUACAAACUCAGCCGGAAAGUGCAAAUGAAGGUGGUGACAGUAACUCCAGUAAUCAGACUACUGCAGCUGCAGGUACGACUGGCACAGAAGGUUCACAGCGGAAUGGCAAUGCUGAUUCAACCACCACCACCACCACCACUACCACUACCACAACACUUCCUCCUGAAUCCACAAACAACAAGAAGGGUGAUGCAGACAGCAGCAGUUCUGUGUGGGUGCGUGUACCACUACUGAUUGUGGUUACACUGGCCUGUAUUCUUGUGUGCUGA